AUAUUAUUAAAAAAAAAAAAAUUGUGAUUUAGAACUAAACCAAAUAAUUGGAAAAGAUUUAUUUCCAAUUUAGCUUAAAACCAUACCAAAUCGAAUGUGUGCAUACCUUAAUUUAUAGAUUAUUUUUUAAUAAUUAAUAAUUUUAGAAAAGUAAGAAAACUGAUAUUAAUUUUUGAAAAAAAAAAAAAAAAAUUUAAAAGUAAUUUUGUAAAGUGAGGCGAGACUCGAGAGACGAGAUUGGGACGACGAGAACGUAAAGAAGCAAAUGGGAUGGCGUAGCUAUUCCUAUGAUGGUUGUAGCUUACAGAAACACCCGUAGAUUCCGGUUGCAGGUAAAAGGAGAAAAAGAAAGUCGCCCCGUUUUGAAGCGAAAAUGAGAAGAGCCAAAAAAGAAAAAGUCCCCCCACUAAAAAGUGAAAUAAAUACUUUCACUUUCUUCCUCUUGAAGCUCUAAUAAUUUUGGAUCUGCCAAUUUCAAAUCGCCCCAAACCCCAAAAAACAAAUUUGCUUUUUAGUAUGUAAAUUUCGCUAAUCCUUGUAUCUUCCUAGCUCGCCUUCUUCAACACACACACACACACACACACAUAUAUAUAGCAUUUUCUUCAAUCUUUGUAUCAUUUUGCUUCAUACACAAACCACCUUGUUCAUUCUCUUUAAUCUUCUCCAUUUUUGACUUUUAGCUAUUUAUUUCAGGACUCUCUCUUUGGUGGUGUCAUUUAAGCAGAGGCUUUAAAAGUUCCCGUGCAGGGACACUGCUGCCUCGUUCACUGCGCUCUCAAACUCUUACCACAACUGAUCCUUCCAUUUCAGAGGCCCCAUAUAUAUCAAACACAUAUCACAUGUAUCUCUAUAUAUGUAUAUGUAUCUCUAUAUCUGCAUAUAUAUUAAUUAGUAAUUAAUGUAAGCAUUUUGUUGAACGAUUGCUCUGUUCUUUCUUAUCUACUCGUCUCCACAAUCCGUAUAGUGUUUAAUUCUUUCUUCAUUUCACAAUCAAUUCUCUUCCGAAGAUUGUAUAUAUAUAUCCUUAUUCACACACACAUACACUUAGAGAAUCGAAAAUGAUUACAUGCAUAGCUCGUUCAAACGAGCACAGCGAUGAAUCUCUUAAUCAACCUGAUCAUGAAAUAGACCCUAAUAGUAAUGGCACGCAUGGUACCAAGCAUGCCAUCAAAUCUCUCACUUAUCAGAUCAAGGACAUGGCAUUGAAGGCAUCGGGAGCGUAUAGGAACUGCAAUCCGUGUUCGGGACCGUCGGCUCAGAACCGACACAAAAGCUAUGCCGAGUGGGACUCGGCGUCGGAGAGGUUCCGGCGGACGUAUCGACGGACGGGGAGCUCGAAAUCGAGCUCGACGACGGUGAGGCCGUGGGGAAAGGAAAUGGAGGCGAGGCUGAAGGGGAUUUCGAGCGGCGAAGGGACGCCGGCGGCAUCGGUGAGUGGGCGCCGAGUUGACCCGGUCGUGUUCGUGGAGGAAAACGAGCCCAAGGAGUGGGUUGCACAGGUGGAGCCCGGUGUUCUCAUCAAUUUUGUCUCGCUUCCACGUGGCGGAAACGAUCUCAAACGCAUUCGGUUCAGUCGAGGAAUAUUCAAUAAAUGGCAAGCUCAAAGGUGGUGGGCAGAGAAUCAUGACAGGGUAAUGGAACUCUACAAUGUCCAGAGGUUGAACCGCCACGCUUUCCCACUUCCUACCCCUCCAAGAUCUGAAGAUGAGGUUUCAAAAAUUGAAUCUGCUGACAGUCCUGUAACACCGGCGCUGAGCAGAGAACGCCUGCCUCGUUCAUUGCACCGUCAAGUGGGAGUGGGAAUGGGAAUGGGAUACUCUUCCUCGGAUUCACUUGAACACCACCAUCCAAUGCAAUCUCGAAAUAACCAUGACUCUUCCGGUCUCGCGUCGACCCCAAACCUCUCAAGCAUUAGUGGGGCUAAGACAGAAACAUCAUCAGUGGAGGCCUCUAUAAGGACUAGCUCAUCAAGAGAGGCAGAUCACUCCGGAGAGUUAUCCAUCAGCAAUUCCAGUGAUGUAGAGACAGAAUGGGUUGAACAGGAUGAGCCAGGAGUUUACAUUACUAUCAGAGCACUGCCUGGAGGCACAAAGGAACUCAGACGUGUCAGAUUCAGGUUUGGCUCAGAGGAAGGUUGAUACAUGCUCAAUUUCUGGGCCAUUAAUUGAGCCGGGAAAUGUUCGGGGAGAUGCAUGCUAGAUUGUGGUGGGAAGAGAACCGAGCAAGGAUAC
This is a messenger RNA of Cornus florida, 2231 nucleotides long. RefSeq names its product protein Brevis radix-like 4. The record is from RefSeq and is a predicted model, not a curated record. The transcript is spliced from 6 exons. NCBI's taxonomy places the organism in Eukaryota, Viridiplantae, Streptophyta, Magnoliopsida, Cornales, Cornaceae. Bases 1059 to 2138 code for a protein of 359 amino acids.